Molecule: messenger RNA, 5693 nt
Organism: Oxyura jamaicensis (ruddy duck)
Lineage: Eukaryota; Metazoa; Chordata; Aves; Anseriformes; Anatidae
Gene: LRATD1
Product: LRAT domain containing 1
Exons: 2
Coding region: 217-1071 (284 amino acids)
Source: RefSeq, a predicted model, not a curated record
GCAGCCCACAACCGAGCGGGGAGGAGCGGGUGGAGGAGCCAGGCGCGCAGCGAGGAGGACGGAGCUCACCUCCUCUGCGGCGCCCAUGGGGACAGGACUACUUUAAAGGAGUUUUUUUUUUUUUUUUUUUUUUUUUUUUUUUUUCUGAGGGGGGUUGUUCUGGAGCUAGGAGACCACGGAUCCGGCAAUUCCUGCCCUCGCCUCGCCCUGUCAUUGAUGGGAAAUCAACUGGAUCGCAUCACCCACCUGAAUUACAGCGAGCUGCCGACCGGGGACCCCUCGGGGAUCGAGAAAGACGAGCUGCGCGUCGGGGUGGCUUACUUCUUUUCGGAUGAGGAGGAGGACCUGGACGAGCGAGGCCAGCCAGACAAGUACAGCGUGAAGGGCUCCGGCAGCCCUGGCCAGGAGACGCCCACCCACCACCUCCACCACCAGCUGGUGCUGAACGAGACCCAGUUCUCCGCUUUCCGCGGCCAGGAAUGCAUCUUCUCCAAGGUCAGCAGCGGCCCCCAGGCUGGGGACCUCAGCGUCUACUCGGUGUCAGCGCUGCCUGCCCUCUGCAAGCCGGGGGACCUGCUGGAGCUGCUGUACCUGGGGCCGUCGGAGCAUCGCCCGCCGCACUGGGCAGUGUACGUGGGCAGCGGGCAGAUCAUCCACCUGCACCAGGGGCAGAUCCGCCAGGACAGCUUGUACGAGGCGGCCGCGGGCAACGUGGGCCGGGUGGUGAAUAGCUGGUACCGCUUUCGCCCGCUGGUGGCUGAGCUGGUGGUGCAAAACGCCUGCGGGCACCUGGGCUUAAAAAGCGACGAGAUUUGCUGGACUAACUCCGAGAGCUUCGCCGCCUGGUGCCGCUUCGGGAAAAGGGAGUUCAAAGCUGGGGGGGAGCUGCAGGCUGCUGCCGGCACCCAGCACCAGCAACAAUACUAUCUCAAGAUCCACUUGGCAGAGAACAAGGUGCACACUGUGAGGUUCCACAGCCUGGAGGAUCUAAUACGUGAGAAGCGCAGGAUCGAUGCCAGUGGCAAACUGAGGGUGAUCAAAGACCUGGCUAUAGUGGAUGAGAAAGAAUAGCGAGCAGCAGGAGUACAUGGCUAUCUCUUCCUUCUGCCCUGUCUGGGGAGGCCAGCCUGCCACAGAGACAGGAGGCUUCACCCUCUUUCCAUGGGAUGUGACUGGAAGCAAAAUCUAUGGCAACAUUCAAAAAAACCAGCAUUCUUUACACCCAUAGCCAGUAUUUUGUUUGGCUUUUAAUAGCAUUAAUGCUGAAAGAGUGCAAGAGGGAGAGGAAGAAGAGAGGGGGGAGGUGCACGAAAGCUGUUUGCAGAGUAUGUGGACAAAGUCUCUACUGUCGAUCAAUGUUGACCAUUCUAGCAACAUGCUAAUAAAAUUUCAAAUUGAAAUUUUUUUUAAUUUUUAUUUCAUGGCUGUAAUCCAUGAUGAGUUUUAAACAUUGGGGGCCAUGGAUGUGGAUUUAGCUAAAUGAAAUUUUAGAUAACAUUUGCCUUGCAGUUGACCCAAAGCAUCAGUCAUACUUUGCUAGCUGAAUGGGGUGGGUGGGGGGGAGCGGGGGGCUGUAAAUGUCUGUUUGUUUUGUUUCUUGACACUGUUGCUUCAGCCUGUAACUGCAACCCAGAUUUUGUCCCAGACAACUCUAGCAAGAUCCUAAUGGGGGAAAAUGUUUUCACAUUUCUGGUUGAAAUUGAUUACAUUUAAAAUACUUGUCUUUUCUGUCUGCUUUCCUCUGCUAAAUGUCAUCAUGAUACAUAAGCAAGUUGUUUCAACCUCUUCCCCUCUCCUUUUUUCAUGAAAAAGUUGGUUCGCAGUUGUUUUCUUGAAAUUAAAUUAAUUGGUUGAAGGUGUAUUUUGGAGAACAGUAUACACAGUGCUUCUCAUCAGAGAUCCAGCCUCUAGGAUCUCAUGUUUGAGCUGUGGAUUUGUAUCACUGUAGUGAUUCUUACUGCACCAAUGCCUCAAUACCUCUUCGUGCACAGGUCAACAGGAUCCUGCAAGAGACAAAUAGGCUUGAAUUCUACAUGUUGCCUCUUUCAAACAAAUUUAUCACAUAUUUACAAUUCCAUUUAAAGAAAAUAGAUGUAACAUGGCCAAGUUCAUUUUGCGUUUCAAAUUCCAAGCAACUAAAAAUCGUAUUCAGUCUAAGUUUAGAAAUCCACAGCUGCAUUUAAAAGAUGCUUUUUAAUGUGAUGUGAGUGAUGCCUUGAUUGUAUUUCAGAUCUUAUUCUCCCACUGCUUAAUUCUUCGGUUCUUAAGUAAAAGAUCAAAAUAUUAAAUAUACUUAACAUCUAAAUAAGUAUAUUAGGACAUUUUUAAAUCUAUUCUAUUUUUUAUUACUCUAAACUGCAUAAAAGUUAUAAGCAAUUUGUCUUUGCAUGUUUCAGUGCCAAAAAAAAAAAAAAAAGAUAUUUUUUUCCCUUCUUCCCAUGUCAAUGUCAGAUGGCAUAAUAGAAGUAACAUCCCUCUUCUGUGUAUAAAAUACACUCCACCCCCUAUCAAUGUACUGUGUACUGGUUCCUUUUUGUAUUAAACAAUGUCAUUGUUUCAACUGUAAUUUAUUUUCUACAAAGGGUUUGCCUCCCGUAGUUGAAGCUGUGAAGGUGGAAUGUAUUUCACCAUAAUAAAAGCACAAGCAUAUAUAUAUAUAUAUAUAUAUAUAUAUAUACACCCCUUUAGUGAAGGUCAUCUAACAGACUAUGUUUUGCUGAUACAUAAGUUGACAAAGUUAUGCUGUAAUAGGCAGUGUUACUUUUAUUUCCUUUCUCACCAUAAAGUAUCCUGGUUACUACAUUAUGGAUUAAACAUUUUAUCAGAAGUGUAUUGCCAUCAAUGUUAACCUACUGCUGAAAUAACCUCAAAUCACAACAUAUCAUUUAUUAAAUGUGUAAUAUUUUAAUUUUAUAUUAAUGAUAAUUUUUCUCAGAAUGGUAGCUCUCUUCCAUAACAUUAACAGUCAUCAUCAUAAUAUUUAUGUAUUUUAAUAAUUUUACUGCACUACAUCUACCAAAUUAUCUGUUACAACUGAGUUCCCAAUAGCACUUGGUGGGAGUGUUGUGAGAUUGCAGGAAGACACUGACGUUACAACCAAGGCACUUACAAAAAAUCAAAACAUAAAUGGUAGGAGGGGGAAGAGUGGGCAAAAGUAACUUGUUUUAAUUCCCCCUUAUAAAAUAUAUAUAUUGAAGAACUGAGGUAGGAAGAGGCAGGGAGAAUUACAUGAAGAGGGAAUAAAUAACAGGAUGCUCAUGAAGACAGGAAGAGUGAAGUGGAAUCUUGUUGUAAAUUUUGAAUUCUGAAAUGCUUUUUCUUCAAAUUGCUCUCCAAUUAAUAAUACAGUAUUAGACAGAGGAUCCUUGCAAGAAUAGCAUUGUACUCUCUCUCUAGUGAGAAUUUAAAACAUAUUAGUUUUAAACUUUUCACUGUGUUUUCCAAAUAGUCCAUCAUUCUAUGUUUUGUUUUGUUUUGUUUUGUUUUGUUUUAAUGAUUUACUAACCUGGUUCAUGAACAUGGCAAUUUUCCUUAGUUUACCUUGCUAGAUGUGUAUUUAUUCAAGCUCUGUCUGAAAUCUUUGCCAAUGCUCCAAAUUUGUACAGAUAAAGAUAACAACAUAAUUAGGGCCUUAAUCCUUUGCAUAAGGUCUGGAAAUUUGUACUGUAUGUACUGGAGAUAUUCACAAAAUAUAUUAACCUAAUACAUAUUAUUGCUCUGACUAUAUUCAAGUAUCAGUCUGCUAUUAACAGCAGAGGUGCCCACGCAGAUCCUUUUGGUUUUUCUUUCACUAGAUUUUAGUCCGAAUUAUUGACAGCAAUCUGGUCCUGAUUCAUAGUCCAUUGAAGUUAAUGGACGGGCUCUCACUGACUUCAGUGAGCUUUGGAUCAGAUUUUAUUGUUUAGGAGAUGUUUAAAAUUUGUGGACCUUGAGGAGAAAUGAGAUUUAAGAAGGCAUUUCAGAGACCAGAAGGGACACCUUUCUGAGAUGGGAGACAGGCAAUACUGUGGAAAUAAGGGAAGAGAACAGACGAGCUCUGAAACAAGCAGCAUUAAUCUGAAGCGGCAGUAGGAGAAGAGUGAAAAAGAGAAAAAGAAAAAAAAAAAAAAAAAAAGUGUAUUGAAAAAGUUGUUUGGUGCCUUGAAAUAAGAAAUGAAAGAUGGGGGGCAGUCAGCUGCAAGCAAGGCAAUGAUGUAAAUGACUGACAGAUAGAAAAGGUAAUUGAUUAUACUAAUCUUUCAGGAUCAGUGACCUGUCUGAGUUAACAUUUCCAUUUCUAUCAGUAAAGAUAUUGACAAAUUACAUUGUAUCUGUGGAAUCUGUUUACAUUCUUCAGUCUAGCUACUUAGGGUAAAUAUUUGCAUCUAAGUAAUUCAUUGCUCUUGAAGUACUGUCUUUUAAUGUUACUGUAGUAUUAGGUUACUUGGAAAAUCCUGCUUUUGUAUGAUGUUUCCAGUUAUCUGUUAGCUAUUUGGGGAGCAGCUUUAUAGAAACUCUUUUGCUCAGAUACUAUUUUCCAUGUCAUUUCAAAAUGCAAUCUUUUGAAUUGCUUUGAGGCUAACAUUUUAUUAAAAAUUCAGUUCAUGUUCUCUUGAAGCAUAGAGAGCCUUUGUGAAAUGUUUUAUUGGCAUGACUGUAUGUUUUGCUGAUCUUGGCUGUGUGUAGAGGAAGAAGACUAUAAGAAUGGAUGGCAAAAUAGAUUUUGUCUCCAUCAGCCUUAUGUUUCCAAGUUACUUUGUUUUCAUUUGUUAGUUUUUGUUUGUUUGUAUUGCUGUUUGCUUGUUUUUUUUCCCCUCUUUUGGGGAAAACACGUUAUGGCUGUAUAUUUUUUUUUUUAAAAAAAAAAAAAAAAGGAAAAACCUUGUACUGUAAAUUUGGAUAAUAUUAUGAUAUUGAUCCAUAUGAUCCAUAUGUGGAUUUCAUAUUGAGAUCAGGCUGUAACAAGGUAUGGCCUUCAGGAUGUGACAAGAAACGGCCUUCAGUCUAUGCUAUAGCAUGCACAGUCUUAAUUAUCCUGCCUCAUUUAAUUUUAUUAUCUUUCAUAUUCAGGUAAGUGAUGUGCAAAAAUCUGUCAGAGUUUAUAGACCUGUUUAUGUGAUGUGUUGAACAUCUGGAACUCUACCCAAAGUUGGAGUUGAGAGGACUCUGGAUCUCACUGGAGACAUGCUGCAUCUUGUAAGAUCAGGUACCUCAGCCACCCCACCUUUCCCCUACAUCCCUGUUCCCAAACAUCUGUUUUCAGCUACAGAAGAAAUAGGGGCCUAUGAUAGCUACGGCUACUUUCAUAUUAUUUUCUAUGAAAGGUUUCAACUAGAGUAGAAACAAUAUUCUGUCCAUAAUUAUACUUGGCUGUUACUAAAAUAUUGUAUGUGUUGCUACUUAUAUCUUGUAAACGGUGCAUUUUCUGCUUUAUAAUCCAGGAGAAAGAUGAAGGUCCCAGUCUCAAAAGACUAAUUCAGGAACAUUGAAGGAGGUGUGGUUGGGCUACCAAAAUGAGGGGAGUUUCAUUGUAGAAUUAGGAUGUAAAGGAUAAUAAUAUAUGAUUAGGGUUUAAUCAAAUGCUGUUGUUAAUUCAUGAAUGUCAGUGUUUCCAUGGCAAAUCUGGAAUUUAUUUGCUUCUUUUAUCAUUAUGAAAUAUGAAACUUCUCUGUACUUUGAGUUCAAAUAUGACGUAAAACUGCCCUGUGCUCAUG